Messenger RNA from Otolemur garnettii (small-eared galago), 3486 nucleotides. RefSeq names its product Ras and Rab interactor 3 (gene RIN3). The transcript has 8 exons. The record is from RefSeq and is a predicted model, not a curated record. Bases 1 to 2712 code for a protein of 903 amino acids. Gene Ontology annotation, biological process: signal transduction; vesicle-mediated transport. Gene Ontology annotation, cellular component: endocytic vesicle; cytosol. Gene Ontology annotation, molecular function: guanyl-nucleotide exchange factor activity; small GTPase binding. Lineage: Eukaryota; Metazoa; Chordata; Mammalia; Primates; Galagidae.
AUGCAGGGGGACCUUGGGGAGGGUGUCAAAGAGGAGGAAGCCUUCAAGCUGGUCCCAAUGCUGACACCUCCUUCCACGCUUGUCUUUGGAGGGAUAUUCACCCAAGGCCUUUCUCAUCUCUCCUCAGUAUUGUACCUGGAAGGCUCAGUUCUUGUGUUUGAGGACAUCUUCAGACUGGUUGCCUUCUACUGUGUCAGUAGAGAUUUACUGCCCUUCACGCUCAGGCUGCCCCAGGCCAUCCUCGAAGCGAGCAGCUUCACAGACCUCGAGACCAUCUCCAACCUCGGCCUGGGCUUCUGGGACUCCUCCCUGAACCCCCAUCAAGCAAGCGGGAGCCCAGCAGAACCCACGAAAGACCGGGCCCCUGGAGCACCCCCAGCCCCCACUCUCAGACCCACCACCUGUUAUGCAAACUGUUCCUGUGAAAUUGAGCUAUCGGUGGGAAGUGACCGCCUGUGGUUUGUGAAUCCCAUUUUCAUUGAGGACUGCAGCAGUUCCCUGCCCACUGACCAGCCACCUCCUGGAAGCUGCCCUGCGCACCCAUCGCUGCCCACCUCUGACGCUACCUCACCCACAUCUAAGUGGGCCCCGCGCCGCCCACCACCACCACCCCCAGCACUGGUCCUGCAUCAUCGCUCCAGCCCUGCCCGGCCUGAUCCACUCCCUGCUGUUCCUGCUCCUGCCUCUGCCUGUCCUGUACCCGGUUCUCCCCUAGGCCCUGGCCCCCACCUUGCACCCCAGGCUCCAGACCCCCCAGAUCCUCUGAACCAGCCACUCAUGACCACCUGUGAGAGACUCCCACGCCCCACUGCAGGCCUGGGCCCCCUCAGAGAGGAAGAAAUGAAGCAGGGGUCAACCCCCAGCCUCUUGCCACAAGCCGCUGCCCCUCAACCGCUGGGGAAGAAGACCCUUCCCACUGUCCCUCCCAGAAGGCGCCUCUCUGAGAGGACAUCGCUGGAGGACCAGAGUGCAGGAAUUGUGGCAGAGGGGGACCAGCUCAGCACACCUCCAGGUACCUCAGACAGCUCUAGGGACAGGCCUCAGAGGAUCACAGAGCAAGGCCAGGAAGCAGAGGCUGAAGCCAGUUAUCCGGGCAGCGUUCCAGAGCUGCCAAGGAAGACCAAACAACCCCCAGUCCCGCCCCCCAGGAAGAAACGGGUCUCCCGGCAACUGGCCUCAGUCCUCCCAGCCCCCUUGGAGAGUGCUGAGUUCUGCAGGCAGGAGGUGGCCUCUGAGACACCCACGCCCAGUCCACCCAGAGAAGGCCAAAGUCCUGCCUCCCAAGCUGGAACUCAGCGCCUCCAUGCCCAAGCCACGCAUGCCCAGGGCUCUCCAGAGUUCAAGGGCUCCCUGGCCUCCCUCUCAGACAGCUUAGGGACACCAGGCUCAGCUGCUGACCAGGACUCCUACUCAACCAGCAGCACGGAGGAGGAACUGGAGUCACUCAGCGGCCACUGUGGGAAGAAGAAGUCCUCAAUGAUCCUAGGUAAGGCACGGCAUCGGCUGAGCUUCGCGAGCUUCACCAAUGUUUUCCACGCUUUCCUGUCCAAUAACCGCAAGCUAUAUAAGAAGGUGGUGGAGCUGGCGCAGGAUAAGGCCUCCUACUUUGGCAACCUGGUGCAGGACUACAAGGUGUACAGCCUGGAGAUGAUGGCGCGCCAGGCCUCCAGCACUGAGAUGCUGCAGGAGAUCCGCACCAUGAUGACCCAGCUCAAGAGCUACCUGCUGCAGAGCACCGAGCUCAAGGCCUUGGUGGACCCUGCCCUGCACCUCGAGGAGGAGCUGGAAGCAAUUGUAGAGUCUGCCUUGUAUAAGUGUGUCCUGAAGCCCCUGAAAGAAGCCAUCAACUCGUGCCUGCACGAGAUCCACACCAAGGACGGCUCACUGCAGCAGCUCAAGGAGAACCAGCUAGUGAUCCUGGCCACCACAACGACUGACCUUGGAGUGACCACCAGCGUGCCAGAGGUGUCUGUCAUGGAGAAGAUCCUGCAGAAGUUCGCCAGCAUGCACAAGGCCUACUCGCCUGAAAAGAAGAUCUCCAUCCUGCUCAAGACCUGCAAACUCAUCUAUGACUCCAUGGCCCUCGGCAACCCAGGGAAACCCUACGGGGCCGAUGACUUCCUGCCCGUGCUCAUGUAUGUGCUGGCCCGCAGCAACCUCACAGAGCUGCUCCUCAACGUGGAGUACAUGAUGGAGCUCAUGGACCCCGCCUUGCAGCUGGGGGAGGGUUCCUACUAUCUGACCACCACCUACGGGGCCCUCGAGCACAUCAAGAACUACGACAAGAUCACAGUGACCCGGCAGCUGAGCGUGGAGGUGCAGGACUCCAUUCACCGCUGGGAGCGCCGGCGCACGCUCAACAAGGCCCGCGCCUCCCGCUCCUCCGUGCAGGACUUCAUUUGUGUGUCGUACCUGGAGCCAGAGCAGCAGUCGCGGACGCUGGCGUCGCGAGCCGACACGCUGGCCCAGGCGCUGUGCGCUCAGUGCGCAGAGAAGUUCGAGGUGGCGCAGCCCCACGACCACCGGCUCUUCGUGCUGGUGGACGGGCGCUGCUUCCAGCUGGCCGACGAUGCGCUACCACACCGCAUCAAGGGCUACCUGCUGCGAAGUGAACCCAAGCGUGACUUCCACUUCGUGUACCGGCCCCUCGAUGGCGGUGGGGGCGGCGGGAGUCCACCUUGUCUGGUCGUGCGGGAGCCCAACUUCCUGUGAGGCCCUUCGGUGGCAGUACUGGCCGAGACUGGCCUGGGACAGAGAAGGAGCGGACUGGGCGCGCCCUUGCGCAUCCCACACACGCACUCAGCACGUGCCCGCAUCUGAUAGCCACAUGUCACGCGUGUGCCUUCCACUGGGCGUGUCCGAUGUAAUUGUGAAAGUAACAUGAAGAUGUGCCUGAGGGCCCUUUCUAAGGGAGUCCUAGCAUUGAGAGGUCAUGUUCUUCAUUAGACAAGAAGGGAAACUGAGGCUCAGAAAAGGAAAAGGCUCUCCAGCCAGUUGCAGCAAACAAGCCCAGCCCCUGUUCACACACAGCCUCUCAGGUCGGUCCCUCUGCCUCCACUACGCCCACCCCAUCGUUGCUCUUCCCAGAGAAGGGUCUGCACUCAGUUUCCCCAGGACUGGACAGUGUAGGGGUGCUGGCCACAGCUGCACCCUGUGCCCCUCAAGGUGGGUCCAGGAUCUGGACCCAGCAUCUCAGGAGCGUCUCAGGAUGUGUGUUGAAGAGAUAGACCCCCACCCCUGCAUGGGAGCCCUGCCCCCCGCUGGCAGUGCCCACUGUCCUCUGCAGCUUCAAACCCUACCAGAAGCAGCCAGGCACACCCUGGGACCGCUAAGCAAGGCCAGCUCCACGGACACAUAGACAAGGCCUGGCCUCCACCAAAGAGAAAACUGGGAGAGCCCUUUCCCUGGCUGACACAGCCCAGGGCUGUGGCAGUUGCUGCAAGAGGCGCUGUGUGAGGGGUCUAAUAAAAGCCCUUUUGAAAAUGG